Molecule: messenger RNA, 685 nt
Organism: Cuculus canorus (common cuckoo)
Lineage: Eukaryota; Metazoa; Chordata; Aves; Cuculiformes; Cuculidae
Gene: PPP1R14B
Product: protein phosphatase 1 regulatory inhibitor subunit 14B
Exons: 4
Coding region: 16-417 (133 amino acids)
Biological process (GO): regulation of phosphorylation; innate immune response
Cellular component (GO): cytoplasm
Molecular function (GO): protein serine/threonine phosphatase inhibitor activity
Source: RefSeq, a predicted model, not a curated record
CUGGUUCCCCCCUCAAUGGCGGCGCCGUGCGGCGGCCCGGGGCCCCCCACCGGGGCCGCAGCAAGCGCCGGGCCCCGCGUUUGUUUCGCGGCGGCGGAGGGAGGGGGGGAGGAGGCGGCGGGGCGGCGCGGGGGGAAGGUGACGGUGCGCUACGAUCGGCGGGAGCUGCGCAAGCGGCUGCACCUCGAAGAGUGGAUCCUGGCCCAGCUCACCGCGCUCUACGACUGCCCGGAGGAGGAGAUCCCGGAGCUCGAGAUCGACGUGGAUGAGCUCCUCGAGAUGGAGAGCGACGGCGCCCGCAGCGCCCGCGUCCAGGAGAUCCUGGUUGACUGUUACAAACCCACCGAGGCCUUCGUCGGGGAUUUGCUGGAGAAGAUCCGGGGGAUGCAGAAACUCAGCACCCCCCAAAAGAAAUGACCUCCCCUUCAAUUUGGGGUCCCUCCCAUCAAUUUGGGGGCCCCCCUACUCCCAGGAUCCCUCCCCAAUUCGGAGGCGAUGGGGUGACCCCCCCUUUUUAGUGGGACCCCCCAUUUUGGGGUCCUCCCUGCAGUGAUAAUCACCCCCCCCCACCGGUUUUGGGGGGUUUCAGGGACCCCCUUGGGCUUUUUGGGGGGGGCCUGGGGGGUUUGGGCGCUGAGGGAGGCAGGGUGGUUUUGGGUUCCCCCCCGGUGGGGGGAGGGGGGAU